This is a messenger RNA of Coniophora puteana RWD-64-598 SS2, 953 nucleotides long. RefSeq names its product winged helix DNA-binding domain-containing protein. Gene Ontology annotation, biological process: protein transport to vacuole involved in ubiquitin-dependent protein catabolic process via the multivesicular body sorting pathway. Bases 48 to 803 code for a protein of 251 amino acids. Gene Ontology annotation, cellular component: ESCRT II complex. The transcript has a single exon. The record is from RefSeq and is a predicted model, not a curated record. Lineage: Eukaryota; Fungi; Basidiomycota; Agaricomycetes; Boletales; Coniophoraceae.
GGCGUUAGUCAACUAUUACUCAACGAACCACAUUCUACUCUGGCUGAAUGCAUAGGCUAGGAGGCGUCGGCCUCGCCGCUUUCGAUAGGCAGCAACAGUCCCAUCGCUCUUUUGCCGAGCUUUCAUCUGAACUCUCCAAGGCUCAGGUCGAUCACCUCCAGAUCCAGCUCACUCAAUUCCGGAGUGCUCUUACUCACUUCGCCACUACACACCGGGAGCACAUUAAGAAGGACCCCGCAUUUCGCCAUGCCUUCCAGCGCAUGUGUGUCAGUAUCGGCGUCGAUCCAUUAGCCGGGCCAAGGAAGGGCGGCUGGUGGGCCGAGAUGCUCGGCAUCGGAGACUGGCAAUACGAACUCGGCGUGCAGAUUGUCGAUGUCUGCGUCAGUACACGAGAGCGCAAUGGAGGAAUCAUCGAGAUGAGCGAGCUCGUGAGGAUGGUCAGCAAGCUACGGGGCGUCGAGAGCGGGGUCAUCACGGAGGACGACGUCGUACGGAGCAUCAAGACUCUCGAGCCUCUUGGAGCAGGGUACGAGGUCAUCAAUGUUGGCAAUGGAAGAAAGAUGGUGCGAAGUGUGGUUAAGGAGUUGGACGAGGAUCAAGCAAUUGUGUUGGCCGAAGCUGCGCUCGAGGGCGGGGUUAUUGUCGAGGGGACACUGGAACGGAAAAGGGGCUGGACUCGCGAGAGGGCUCGAGCAGCACUGGAGAACAUGCUUUUGCGGGAUGGUCUAUGCUGGGUGGAUGAACAGGACCCAGUGCAUGGCAGGUCGUACUGGGUGCCCUCGGCAAUGCGUUGGGAGGAGUAGGUGCGGUCGCUUUGGCAAACCUUUGCAUCCCUGUGACUUGCUGGUUUCUGGCUGGAUCACUGACUUUCUCUUCGUCAUAGAUGUCGAUGUCCUGUUAAUGUUACUUUCCAACUGUAUAAAGACUGUAACUACUGCACUACUGUAGACUGC